Saccostrea echinata is the source of this 1908-nucleotide messenger RNA. Its product is annotated as tripartite motif-containing protein 2-like. The coding region runs from base 1 to 1908 and encodes 635 amino acids. Gene Ontology annotation, biological process: protein polyubiquitination; proteasome-mediated ubiquitin-dependent protein catabolic process. The record is from RefSeq and is a predicted model, not a curated record. Gene Ontology annotation, molecular function: zinc ion binding; ubiquitin protein ligase activity. NCBI's taxonomy places the organism in Eukaryota, Metazoa, Mollusca, Bivalvia, Ostreida, Ostreidae. The transcript is spliced from 3 exons.
AUGGCUGAAUAUGAAAAGGAAGGAACGAUUGCACAAACACCAUCCACGAUAGAGUCUAGAUUACAAGAAAUGAAUACAACGUUGGAUUCGACACUGCAAGCGGAAUUGACUUCCGACGAAAAGUCACAGCCACAGAUGAGAGUUUCUGAUGCAAAAGAAUCCUUGGAAUUAACAAAUGCACAGUUUGCAUGUGAAACAAAGGUUAACACAAACAUCCAAACUACCUCAACUGACUCCAGAAGCUUCCAGAAGGCCAAUGUUGUAAAAGCACAAAGUGAAGAUAAAGGAAUGAUCGAGCACGAAGAAAGGGAAAUAGACUAUGCCAAGUGCAAUGAGCACAAGGACAAGAAAAAUGAUCUUUUUUGUCAAACGUGUCAAAAAAGCGUCUGUGAAAGAUGUGUAUAUUUAAACCAUAAAACACACAAGCUUGUUGACCUUAAGGAGAUAAUCAAUGAAAAAAAAAGACAAUUUACAUUAGAAACAGAUGUCCUUAAGUUCCAAAUUCAGUGGAAAUAUGAAGAGGAAAUUUCAAGAAUGGAGACAGAGUACAAAAAUUUGAAUGAAGUUUAUUCCCAGAUAAGAAAAGCAAUCAAAUCAACGGCCGAGGAAUGGCAUAAAGAGGUUGAUAGAAUUGCCAAUACAUUUCUCAGCAGUGUCGACAAGUUCGAGGGGAUUCAUAAAAAUCGAAUGUAUGAUGAGAUAAAGAAACUUGAGAGCAUUUUGAGUGAAAUUAAAAAAAUUGUUGAAGAUAAUGAGAAAACUUUAGCAACACCGUUGGAACUUGUUGAAAAGGAAAUACCAAACGUAGAGACAUUCAAAAAAUUUCCACAGGUUUCUUAUGUGAAUCCACCGGUUUUCACCGUUGGAAGUCUUCAGGAAGUCAUUGACUAUCAUAUUCAACUUGACAAAAUAAAGUUCAAUUCUGAAAACUUACCGGUACCAUAUAACGCAGCAAACGGCAAGUCUUGUGUUUGUCUGGCUGAACUUAAAGUUCUGAACGAAAGGAGAUACCCUGGAUACGAAAUACAAACAGGGAUAACAAAGCGACCGAAAUUUUCUAAUCCCGCGAUCAAAAUUCCAAAUCACAAAUCUCUAAACGAUAUUCAAGCUUUAUCAAAAGCAGAAGCUUUCGUUUCAGAUUUAGGAGGACGCGUGUCUUUAAUCGAUAGGAAAGGAAAUGUUCAGAUGUCUCAAAAAUUGGAGAGAAUACAUUUCUUAUCGAUAGGAAAAAAUAAUGAUCUUUACUAUACAGAUUCAGAUGAAAAAAGAAUAGUAAAAAUGAAGUUUGAGGGAACGGAGUCACAUGGUUCAGACGAGACCGAAAGGAAAAAGGAAAUGCUAACUACCUUUGAAGUGUCUACCGAAGAUUGGGAACCAAAGGGAUUAACAAUAACAAGUUCAGGACAUCUUUUGGUAUGUCUUCAGAACGAAGAAAGUGGGAAAAUCGUCAGAUACAGCAAGAACUUAGAAGAAUACGUUCCUAAGGAUGAAAAUCUAGAGUUUCAAAUUGAAAAGCCUGAAAGAAUUGUUGAGAACAAAAAUGAAGAUAUCUGCUUGACAGAUAUGGGUAGUGAGAAGUCUGUGUAUAUUUUCCGUAAAAAUGGAAAAUUUCGCAACAAAUAUCAACCAAAAACGGCUGCUAAUAUUGUGGAAGGAAUCUUCAAAUGGCGAGAUACUUCCUUUUCUCCGGAAGGAAUUUGUACCGACCGAAUGGGACACAUUCUGAUUUCUGACACACCUAACAAAGUUAUUCAUAUUCUUAAUCAGUGGGGAGAAUUUCUUCAAUAUCUUCUCAGAGGCUAUCUCUAUCAUCCAAGAGCUAUGGUUGUGGAUGAAAGUGGGGACUUAUGGCUCCUCGAAGGAAAAGAGAAAUUGAAAAUUGUAAAGUAUUUGAAUGGAUUUCUCUAA